AUGAAGACAGAGAGUGUGGCGCAAAACAUUCCGUUCGUCGGCAGAAAGCGAAGUCUGAUCGAAGAUGCCCGGAAAGAGCGCGCCAGCGGGUCAUCUUCCCCUGGCCCAUCGCGGGGCGGUGAAAACUUUGUGUUUGAGGAAAAGGAAGGAACAGUGACACUGAACAUUCUUUUCGCACUCAGCCAUGAGAAGAAUGCAGGGUUCUUUAAAACUGGCAAAGUCUUUGAGACGUUUGAAGCAAAGCUUCUGCAUAUUGAGAGCCGACCAGGGAGGAAGUCUAAGAACAGUGGCUGUGAUGAUCUGGAGUUCUUUAUGAGGUGUGAAGUGCACAUCUCGGACACAGACAUCUUCAUCAACUCACUCAAGAGAGUCGCCGACGACGUACGCACUAUCCCAGAGGAAAAAGUUCCCUGGUUCCCCAGAAAAAUCAGAGAUCUGGAUAAAUGCAACCUGUUGAUAACGAAAUAUGACCCAGAUAUGGACCAGGAUCAUCCAGGAUUCAGUGAUCCAGAAUACAGAAAAAGAAGGUGCUUCAUCGCUGAACUUGCAGCAAAUUACAGACAGGGGGAACCAUUACCCAGAGUGGAGUACACACCAGAGGAGGUGGCCACAUGGAAAGAGGUGUACCGGACCCUGAGGACCAUCUACCCUGACCUGGCAUGCAGACAGUUCCUGGGUGGGCUGCAGCAGCUGGAGAGGGAGUGUGGCUACGGAGAGGACAGUAUCCCCCAGCUCCGGGAGGUCUCUGCCUUCCUCAGAGAGAAGACAGGCUUCCAGCUGCGUCCGGUGGCAGGGCUACUCUCCGCCAGAGACUUCCUAGCUAGCCUGGCCUUCAGAGUGUUCCAGUGUACCCAGUACAUCCGCCACGCCUCCGCACCCAUGCACUCCCCGGAGCCAGAUUGCUGUCAUGAGUUACUCGGCCAUAUUCCUAUGCUUGCAGACAAAGAAUUUGCCCAGUUUUCCCAGGAAAUUGGCCUAGCCUCACUGGGAGCAUCAGACGAGGAUAUUGAGAGACUCUCAACUUUGUACUGGUUCACGGUGGAGUUUGGACUGUGUAAGCAGAAUGGAACUGUGAAGGCAUAUGGUGCCGGCCUCCUGUCCUCAUAUGGAGAACUCAUUUAUGCUCUCUCUAACGAACCUGAGUACAAGCCAUUCAACCCAGAGGAGACAGCAAUCCAGCCUUACCAGGACCAGACUUUCCAACCUGUCUACUUUGUCUCAGAAAGCUUUGAGGAUGCCAAGAUUAAGAUGAGGCGGUACUCGUCGUCCAUCCAACGGCCCUUCUCUGUCCGGUACGACCCAUUCACUUGCAGCCUGGAGGUUCUGGACCAACCCAGUAAGAUCCAGCAUGCCCUAGGUCAGAUGAGAGACGACCUGAAGAUACUCCACAGUGCCCUGGAGAAAUUGAGCUGA
Oncorhynchus gorbuscha (pink salmon) is the source of this 1413-nucleotide messenger RNA. Its product is annotated as tyrosine 3-monooxygenase-like. Gene Ontology annotation, biological process: dopamine biosynthetic process from tyrosine. Gene Ontology annotation, molecular function: iron ion binding; tyrosine 3-monooxygenase activity. The transcript is spliced from 12 exons. Bases 1 to 1413 code for a protein of 470 amino acids. The record is from RefSeq and is a predicted model, not a curated record. NCBI's taxonomy places the organism in Eukaryota, Metazoa, Chordata, Actinopteri, Salmoniformes, Salmonidae. Gene Ontology annotation, cellular component: perikaryon; cytoplasm; axon.